GCCAGCCACAAGAGACUUUUGUGAGUCAGAAGUCAACAAAGCUAAAACGUCACCAUCUCCGGCGCCCAAUAAGUCUAUACUCGUUUUAUUUAAGGCCCUCUCAGUCCUCGCUCCUUUUACCGGGAAAAUUAGUACUCUGUUCAACACGGCUGAACGUAAACGCGCGGCCAUUAAAACCUCACCGAGUGUAGAGAAACAGACGAUGGCUACGAACGGCCUCGACCGCUCCAGCAGCGGCAAGCCUGUACCUGGUAAAACUCCCAAUGGCGUACAGGAGAAGACAUUCCAAAACACUGCAGAGGAGUUGAGACAAAAGAAAAUUGACGAAUGGCUUCCGAUGACCUCUUCCAGGAAUGCCAAGUGGUGGUAUUCCGCUUUCCACAACGUUACUGCCAUGGUUGGCGCUGGUGUCCUCGGCCUUCCUUUUGCCAUGUCUCAGCUCGGAUGGGGACCUGGUGUUGCGAUGAUGGUGAUGUCAUGGAUAAUCACUCUAUACACAUUGUGGCAAAUGGUUGAGAUGCAUGAGAUGGUUCCGGGGAAGCGUUUUGACAGAUACCACGAGCUGGGGCAGGAGGCUUUCGGUGAAAAGCUGGGACUUUGGAUCGUUGUCCCCCAACAGCUGGUGGUUGAGGUCGCUGUGGAUAUUGUGUACAUGGUCACAGGUGGAAAGUCCCUCAAGAAAUUCCAUGACUUGGUCUGCAAAGACUGCAAAAACAUCAAACUCUCCUACUUCAUCAUGAUCUUCGGUUCUGUCCAUUUCGUCCUCUCCCACCUUCCCAACUUCAACUCCAUCUCCGGGGUGUCUCUAGCAGCAGCAGUCAUGUCAUUGAGUUACUCCACCAUUGCUUGGGGGGCUUCUGUGGACAAAGGCGUGCAACCGAAUGUGGACUAUAGCUACAGAUCUUCAACGACUAGUGGCACUGUUUUCGACUUCCUGAGUGGGUUGGGUGAUGUGGCUUUCGCUUUUGCAGGUCACAAUGUGGUGUUAGAGAUUCAAGCCACUAUCCCUUCCACAUCUGAAGCCCCUUCCAAGGGACCCAUGUGGAGGGGAGUGCUUGUAGCGUAUAUCGUUGUGGCCUUGUGCUACUUCCCUGUUGCCUUCAUCGGCUACUGGGUGUUUGGAAACCAUGUGGAAGACAACAUUCUAAUCUCCUUGCAGAAACCUACCUGGCUCAUUGCUAUGGCCAACCUCUUUGUCGUUAUUCAUGUCAUUGGAAGUUAUCAGAUCUAUGCAAUGCCCGUUUUUGAUAUGUUGGAGACAUUGCUAGUUAAGAAACUGAACUUCGAGCCUACUUGGUACCUGCGUUUCAUUACCAGAAACAUAUACGUGGCAAUCACAAUGUUUCUUGGAAUCACAUUUCCUUUCUUUGGUGGGCUACUUGGAUUCUUUGGAGGAUUUGCUUUUGCCCCGACAACAUACUUUCUGCCAUGUGUGAUGUGGCUAGCUAUUUGCAAGCCGAAGAAAUACAGUCUUUCUUGGAUCACAAACUGGGUUUGCAUUGUUCUGGGAGUUCUCUUGAUGAUUUUGGCACCCAUUGGUGGGCUACGGAAUAUCAUCGUGCAAGCCAAAGACUACAAAUUCUACUCUUAAUUAUAACACAAACUCGCUCGUUUGCUACAAAUAUCUAUACAAAUAUAGUACAUUAGUUUUAUACGGAGUAGUUAAUUUGCUCUGUACAUUUAUACAAAUACAGUAAAUUAAUGUUAUAGUUAAUUUUAUAUAAGCUUCUGAGGGAAUGCAAGAAAUUAAUAUCUGGAUGUAAGGCAACGUGCUGGCCUUUUCUUCACUCUUGCAAUGUACCCUUUUUAUUACAUACACAUACAUCCAAACCUCUACCACAAAUAUUCUUACAUCAUUCUUAAUUGAUUGCUAUUUAAGAGUUAUGUAAAAUGAUUCUCUAGUAAAUUUCACCUUGUGUAUCAAUUUUCGGCCAAUGUAAUACUUUAUCAUAGUGUAUUCCAUUCAGGCUGUAAAGUUGGUAAAGUCUCGGUUGUUGAUAGUGUAAAAUUUGGUCUGCAAAUGUUUGAAUUAUACAGAAGGUGAAACAAUCCUCAGUUUAUUACGCC
Molecule: messenger RNA, 2067 nt
Organism: Cuscuta epithymum
Lineage: Eukaryota; Viridiplantae; Streptophyta; Magnoliopsida; Solanales; Convolvulaceae
Source: the annotation of a GenBank genome assembly